UGACGCAUGUGUGGUGGAAAGCAAAAGGGAGUCCGAAACAUGGCGCCGAAGUGAAGGACGCCGUCUCGGUCCCAUUUAAAACCUGGAUAUCUCGAACGUAUCGUUUGUUGCACCCGCUGUGUGUUUCACCGAAGCCGCAGCUCGAUCUAAACCAUGAGCAACAUAUCGCCCUUCGGGGGUGGCAAAAAUCCCCCCUGGGUACGCAAUGCAGGUCAAGGAAUUCAGAAUAUCCAGCAGCAAAUGCUUGGUCAAGCUAUGAGUGGUAUGGGUGGACAACCAAUGGUUCAAUAUCAACAGCCAAACCAACAAGUUUACCAACAGAGUUUAGGAUUGCAACAACCAAAUAUAACAAUGGCAUCCAUGGCAACGUUGGGCUCUAAUUUACCAUCUGGUAUAGCUGGACAGCUUUAUCCUCAAGUUGCUACAGUAUCGUAUCCAACUCCACGAGCGUUAAAUACGAAUACCUUCACACAAUCCGUAGCUGGAGUUGCUCAGCAAGUUCAGCAAAAUGUGCCUCCUUCGUCAACUAAACAGAGAGUAUUUACGGGUACAGUUACCAAAGUUCAUGAUAAUUUUGGAUUUGUAGAUGAAGAUGUGUUUUUUCAAACUAGUGCUUGUGUCAAGGGAUCGAAUCCGGCUGUAGGUGAUCGUGUACUGGUAGAAGCAUCGUAUAAUCCUUCAAUGCCUUUUAAAUGGAAUGCAACAAGAAUACAAGUACUUCCUAUGGGAAACAGUAAUACAAAUGCAAAUACACAGCAGACUAAUCAAAGCAAUCGACAAAAUCAACCAACUCGGACAUCUGGAAGUUAUAAUGCUGUUCCACCUCCUAAUGACAAUGCAAAUAAUAGGUUUAAUACAAGUAAUACAAAUACAUCGUCUGUUGCAAAUCGCAAUAAAGUUGGAAGAGUUAGAGAAAGGUCUCCUCGAGAUCGAAGAAACGAUGACGAAGAAAUUGAAAGAAAAAGACGUCGAGAAGAGAGAAUCAGAGAAAGAGAAAAGAAAGAAGAGCGCAGCCCAUCCAGAACAAGAAGAAGUAAAUCACCAAGACCUCGUAGAAGAACAAGGGUGGUUCCACGAUAUAUGGUACAAAUACCAAAGAUAGCUCUUGAUUUACCAGAAGCAGAUGUUCUGGAAAUCAAAAGACGUUACCAAAAUAUGUACAUUCCCAGUGACUUUUUUUCUACAAACUUCAGAUGGGUGGAUGCUUUUCCACCCCACAUGCCAUUUACUCUGAAUAAACCUUGUUCCUUUCAUGUUAUGCAUAAAGACGUUGACUCUUAUGUUGAGAAUACAGCCAUAUUAGAACCACCCGAUGCGGAUUAUUUAUUUUCAGCGAAGGUUAUGCUAAUAUCAAUGCCUGCUAUGGAUGAAAUUUACAAGCGUUGCUGUGGUGUCACCGAGGAUCGGGAUAACGAUCGGGAUUAUAUUCACCCGACGCGGCUAAUUAAUUUUUUAGUCGGCUUACGCGGCAAAAAUGAAACAAUGGCAAUUGGAGGUCCCUGGAGUCCUUCACUCGAUGGUCCAAAUCCGGAAAAAGAUCCAUCGGUUCUUAUUAAAACUGCUAUUAGGACAUGUAAAGCAUUAACAGGAAUUGAUCUCUCCAACUGCAUUCAAUGGUACCGCUUCCUGGAGCUCUACUACAGGCGCGCAGAGACGACCCACAAGUCCGGCCGUGUGGUACCCUCUCGCGUUGAAACCGUCAUACUAUUUCUCCCAGAUGUUUGGCGCUGCGUACCGACCAAACUGGAAUGGGACGGUCUCCACAUCAGCUACAAAAAGCAACUGGAGCGUAAGCUGCUACGUGCAGCCGCCGUCGAGGUUGAUCCGGACGUUGCUGCCAAUGAGAACGUCGAUGAGGGUGCAGCCGCUGUCGGCGCCGAUGAUGCAAUACCAGAGAAAAAGGACCCGACACAUUAUUCUGAGCUGGAUCCAAAAUAUAUGAACGUUAAUAAUUUACGCCAAGAGCUAGUCGCGCGCAAUCUGAAUGCUAAAGGCUUGAGGUCGCAGCUUCAAGCAAGGAUUACCAAGGCAAUAAAAUUAGAGCAGGCCAAAGAGGAAGGUAGACAAGAUGAAAUUGAUGAGAAUGAUAAAGAAAGUAUGCCAUCACCCAAAGAUGAGCAGAAAGAUGAUAAGCGUCCUAAAGAUAAAGAGCACGAUGAGGAUAAAAAGAAAGUAUACGAGAGAGAGAAAUCUCUUUUGGAAAAAAGGUAUAAUUUACCAGAAGCCUCGCACAUUACAGUUCAUCCUUCUAGAACUGCUAAAAGUGGUAAAUUCGAUUGUACAGUGAUGUCUCUCAGCGUCUUGUUAGAUUAUAGGCCAGAGGAUACGAAGGAACAUUCGUUUGAGGUGUCGCUGUUUGCCGAGCUUUUCAACGAAAUGCUAAUGCGCGAUUUUGGUUUUCGAAUAUAUCGUGCUUUAUGCAGUUUACCUGAAAAACCAAAGGAUAAAGAGGAAGAUAAGAAAAAAGAUAAAAAAGAUGAUAAGAAAAAAGAUGAUGAUCGAAAAAUGAAAAACGAUAAGAGAGACGAAAAGAAAAAUGACGGUGGAAAAGACAAGAAAGACGAUAAGGAUAUCAAGAGUAAAAAUGACGAUAAAGAUAAGAAUGAAGAUUAUGAUGAUGAGGAUGACGAUGAUAGCGAUGAUGAUGAUUCAUCGAAAGAAGGAAAAAGAGAUAAAGAUAAAGAUGGAAAGAAGAAGAAAAUUAAGUUAUAUACAUUUGAUCCAUAUCUCCUGUUAUCUUUCGUAUAUUUUGAUCAAACCCAUUGUGGUUAUAUUUUUGAUAAAGAUAUUGAAGAGUUAAUUUACACAUUAGGAUUGAAUUUGUCACGAGCACAAGUUCGCAAACUUGUGCAGAAAGUCGUCACAAGGGACUCUUUGCACUAUCGCAAGUUAACUGACAAAACUAAAGAAGAUGAAAUUAAAGAUUCCAAGAAAGAAGAUAGCGAGAAAGCGGAUGGACUUCCUGUUAAAACAGAAGGCGAAGAUGAUAUUAUAAGAUCUCUUGCCCUAGGGAAUAAAAAGCUACUACCAGUAUUUGUUGGAAGCGGGCCUGCUUCUAAGAGAGCUCGGCGAGAAAAUUCAUUGACAGAACCAGAGGUCGAAGCAGUACCGCAAGGUUUUAUAAUGUUUAAAGGUUCUUUGUUAGACAUAGAUAAAUUAGUUAGUCAAUUAAAACGAUCGGAGAAUGCUCGUAUGGAUACUGAAAUAAAAAUGAUUGAAAUACAGCAUGAAUUAACCACAGUUAGUGAAAAGUCGACUAAGCAAAGCAAUAAUAUUAAAGAUCUUUCGGAUGAUUUAAAAUUGUACAAAGAUAGACUGAGAAACGCUGAUGACAAAUUAAAGAAAAUAACGACUGAAUCACAUUCGUAUUUCACUUCUCUUAAAAGCAUAUAUCAUAUAGCAUCUAAAAAUAUACAAAAUGACACGAAACGAGUAGAAAUAGUUGAAAUUCAAGAUGAAAAGAGUGGCAUAGAAUUAAAUGGUACACAAGUGGAGUGCAAGUCUAAAAGUGAUACUAGAUGGAGUGAUAAUAAAGUCAUAGUAAAGAAAGAAAUCACAGAGUGCGAAAAAGACAAAAAGUGUGACAAUAAAGUUCUUAUAAAAAAAGAACCGACGGAAGAAGAUAAAGAUAAAAAAUAAAAUCAACGCCCCUAUAAA
Molecule: messenger RNA, 3657 nt
Organism: Ceratosolen solmsi marchali
Lineage: Eukaryota; Metazoa; Arthropoda; Insecta; Hymenoptera; Agaonidae
Product: cell division cycle and apoptosis regulator protein 1
Exons: 15
Coding region: 154-3639 (1161 amino acids)
Biological process (GO): regulation of DNA-templated transcription
Cellular component (GO): nucleus
Source: RefSeq, a predicted model, not a curated record